AUGUCCAACUCUUCGCUUCCCCCAACAAUAGCGGCUACCCACCCUCUCGCAGGUCAAGUAGGCGGUCAUGCAGGCGUUCAGACAACAGAAGACGGAUCUCUUCUGCUCAAGCCAGCUCUCCCUCACGAAAUCGCGUUUUAUCAACAAAUCGCCGCUGCAGACGAUCACGAUGCGCUAUCAAAGCUGAGAAAGUGGAUCCCAAAGUUCCUUGGUGUGCUGAAGCUCGAGGGACAAUUAAAGGAUUCGAAUGGGGAAGGCGGUGAAAAUGUGGAAGUAGUUCCUGUGCAGGGCAACAUGGCGCCAGAGGAAAAAGAUAGUUUAUUCUUAUCUGAUCCAGCACAGUCCCUCGUCAUUGAAAAUCGUUUGUAUGGCUUCGUGAAGCCUUGUGUUCUAGAUGUAAAACUUGGGACUGUCCUCUAUGAUGAAGACGCGCCUCCAGAAAAGAAAGCACGCAUGAUCAAGAGAGCUCUUGAUACUACUAGCGAGGAAACAGGUGUUUGCCUCACAGGGUUUCAGGUGUACAGCAAUAACUCUCCCAAACCUAUCUUGAUACCCAGGUCGUACGGGAAAUCGAUCAAGAAGGAGCAACUUCUCGAGGGUGUCGAGAUGUUUUUCCCUGUCUCGUCGGCACCUUACCCUAUACCGUCGAAACCACAGGAAUCAUCAGAUUUAGAGACAUCAAACCUUCAUCCUGGUCUUCCCCCUAUCCUACUCCACCGCGUUCUGACUACCCUCCAAGCCGACCUGGAGGAAUUGAAAACUACAAUAUCCAGCAUUGAGAUGCGCAUGGUAGGCGGAAGCCUUCUCAUUGUGUACGAAGGCGACUGGGAGCGUGCUUCGAAAGCUGUUUCCGCGCCUUCCGGGACUGGCACGACGGAAGAAGACGACGAUGAAGAAGUGGAGGUCGAGAUAGAUGAAAAUGGACAGAUUGUUCUAGAGUCUAUACCUGACGAAGCGACAGAGGGAGAGGAGGAACCCCAAGCUCCUUUGUGUUCCCUUUCUCUCAUAGACUUCGCGCAUACUCGACUUACCGAUGGCGCAGGCGCUGAUGAGGGCGUGUUGAAGGGCAUACAGACCAUGAUCGAUCUUGUCAGACAGCGAAAGGAUAAGAUCACAGCGAUGCUGCCUAGUGAUAGGUAA
Messenger RNA from Suillus paluster, 1140 nucleotides. RefSeq lists its product as uncharacterized. Gene Ontology annotation, biological process: inositol phosphate biosynthetic process; phosphatidylinositol phosphate biosynthetic process. Bases 1 to 1140 code for a protein of 379 amino acids. Gene Ontology annotation, cellular component: nucleus; cytoplasm. The record is from RefSeq and is a predicted model, not a curated record. Lineage: Eukaryota; Fungi; Basidiomycota; Agaricomycetes; Boletales; Suillaceae. The transcript has 3 exons. Gene Ontology annotation, molecular function: inositol hexakisphosphate kinase activity; inositol-1,4,5,6-tetrakisphosphate 3-kinase activity.